CCUGAGCGUAGCCCAGUUUCCUCCAGGCUCGGAGAGAGAGGACUUCGUUCUGGGCUUUGGGAGAAGAGAAUCGUGUAGUCCUGGCAAUCAUAGAAGCGACGAGAGAGAGACGGCCAGUCUAUCAGCUUUCCACUACCCGCGUGACUGUAUUGGUCUGUCUGCUAUCCGCUAUGCCGCUGCCCGUUGCGCUGCAGACCCGCUUGGCCAAGAGAGGCAUUCUCAAACAUCUGGAGCCCGAACCGGAGGAAGAGAUCAUUGCCGAGGACUAUGAUGAUGAUCCUGUGGACUAUGAGGCGACCCGGUUGGAGGGCCUGCCACCAAGCUGGUACAAGGUGUUUGACCCUUCCUGCGGGCUCCCUUACUACUGGAAUGCGGACACAGACCUCGUGUCCUGGCUGUCCCCACAUGAUCCCAACUCCGUUGUUUCCAAAUCUGCCAAGAAGCUCAGGAGCAGUAAUGCAGAUACUGAGGAGAAGUUGGACCGGAGCCAUGAGAAAUCAGACCGGGGCCACGAGAAAUCGGACCGAGGUCACGAGAAGUCAGAACGCAGCCAUGAGAAGUCAGAACGGAGCCACGAGAAGUCUGACAGAGACCGGGAGCGUGGUUAUGACAAGGUGGACAGAGAGCGAGAGCGGGACAGGGAUCGGGACCGGGACCGCGGGUAUGACAAGGUGGACCGGGAAGAGGGCAAAGAACGGCGCCACCAUCGCCGGGAGGAGCUGGCUCCCUAUCCCAAGAGCAAGAAGGUGGCAAGCCGGAAGGAUGAAGAAUUAGACCCCAUGGACCCCAGCUCGUACUCAGAUGCACCCCGGGGCACGUGGUCAACAGGACUCCCCAAGCGGAAUGAGGCCAAGACGGGUGCAGACACGACAGCAGCCGGGCCCCUCUUCCAGCAGCGCCCUUACCCAUCCCCGGGGGCUGUGCUCCGGGCCAAUGCCGAGGCCUCCCGAACCAAGCAGCAGGACUGAACCUUCCCCACCCCCACCCGCUCUGGGGUUUUUAAUAAAAGCUUUUCGGUGGAUCAUG
Messenger RNA from Eubalaena glacialis (North Atlantic right whale), 1026 nucleotides. RefSeq names its product polyglutamine binding protein 1 (gene PQBP1). Gene Ontology annotation, cellular component: cytoplasm; nuclear body. NCBI's taxonomy places the organism in Eukaryota, Metazoa, Chordata, Mammalia, Artiodactyla, Balaenidae. The coding region runs from base 171 to 968 and encodes 265 amino acids. Gene Ontology annotation, biological process: alternative mRNA splicing, via spliceosome. The record is from RefSeq and is a predicted model, not a curated record. The transcript is spliced from 7 exons. Gene Ontology annotation, molecular function: ribonucleoprotein complex binding; protein binding.